Messenger RNA from Penicillium maclennaniae, 570 nucleotides. RefSeq names its product Yae1 family protein. The transcript has a single exon. NCBI's taxonomy places the organism in Eukaryota, Fungi, Ascomycota, Eurotiomycetes, Eurotiales, Aspergillaceae. Bases 1 to 570 code for a protein of 189 amino acids. The record is from RefSeq and is a predicted model, not a curated record.
AUGGAGUCCAAUCUACUUGAUAGCCUCCUCGACUUGGAAGAGCAGUUCUAUAAUGAAGGCUACGAGCUGGGAGCUGCCGAUGGAGCCAAGGCGGGAUACACCGAGGGCAGUGUCUUCGGCGUGGAGAAAGGCUUCGAGAAAUUCGUCGAAAUGGGCAGGCUAUAUGGAAAAGCUUUAGUCUGGGCUCAACGCCUCGCGGAUUCAAAUUCACCGAAAACGUCCAAACAAGCAUUGAGUCACUCGGAGACCACUGACAGCCUCUCUCUCGAGCCGUCAAUCAGCAAUGAUAUGCCAAGUCUUCCAUCACAUAGUGCGCGCCUGAUCAGAAACCUCGAAACUCUGUUGGAGCUAGUUGACCCGGCUUCUCUGGAUAUGACCAAUACUGAGGAAGCCGUGAACGACAUGGAUGAGCGCUUGAAGGGAGCUGCUGUCAAGGCUAAGCUUAUCCAGAGAGCUAUGGGCGAGAGUGAAGAGCCUCUUGGUACUUCGUCAAUGGCCAAAGAUGGCCAGAAACCGGGUGAUGGAACGGGCAGCAUUGAAGAUAUCAGCUCGUUGAAUAUUCGUCACUGA